This is a messenger RNA of Perognathus longimembris pacificus (Pacific pocket mouse), 1122 nucleotides long. Its product is annotated as olfactory receptor 4K2-like. Gene Ontology annotation, biological process: G protein-coupled receptor signaling pathway. Gene Ontology annotation, cellular component: membrane. Gene Ontology annotation, molecular function: G protein-coupled receptor activity; olfactory receptor activity. The record is from RefSeq and is a predicted model, not a curated record. NCBI's taxonomy places the organism in Eukaryota, Metazoa, Chordata, Mammalia, Rodentia, Heteromyidae.
AUGGUGAAAGACCCUCAGAGACCCGCACCCAAGGACACAAACACGGACCACUGGAUGCAAGACGCAAGAGGGUUUUAUUCAGGCAUGCCCGGGCUCCCAGGUACACAUGACCUCGAGAUCCGCAAGGUUCGGAAUACUUUGGACAUGGCCAAUGUGUCUACUGUGUCUGAAUUUGUUUUGCUUGGUCUCUCUAAUUCUUCGGCAAAAUCUAUGUUUUUCUUUAUGGUGUUUUUAUUGUUUUAUGUGACAACAGUGGUAGGUAACAGCCUCAUAGUCAUCACAAUUGCUGCUGACUCCCAACUGCAUUCUCCUAUGUAUUUCUUGCUUACCAAUCUUUCUAUUAUUGAUAUGUCCCUCGCUUCCUUUGCCACUCCCAAAAUGAUUACAGAUUACCUUACUGGUCACAAAACUAUCUCUUUUAAUGGUUGUAUCACACAGUUUUUUUUGCAUCUUUUCAUUGGUACUGAGAUUGUUUUACGAAUGGCUAUGUGUUUUGAUAGAUAUAUAGCAAUCUGUAAGCCCCUGCAUUAUGCUUCAAUCAUUAGUCCCCAGGUAUGUAUUGCCCUUGGGGUAGCUUCGUGGGUGGUGGGAAUCAUGCAUUCAAUGAGUCAGGUUAUAUUUGGCCUCACAUUACCAUUCUGUGGCCCUAACAAGGUAGACAGCUUUUUCUGUGAUCUUCCUGUGGUGUUCCAGCUGGCUUGUGUGGAUAUUUACAUUCUGGGCCUGUUCAUGAUCUCAACAGGUGGAAUUAUUGCUUUGUCCUGUUUUAUUCUUUUAUUUACUUCAUAUGUGUUUGUCCUCAUUACAAUCAAGAAUCAUUUCUCCAGAGGGUCUUCUAAAGCCCUUUCAACCUGUACAGCUCAUUUCAUUGUUGUCUUCAUGUCCUUUGGGCCAUGCAUUCUCAUCUAUAUGUGGCCACAAAGCAGAUUCGAGACAGAGAAGAGUUUGUCUGUAUUUUACACCAUCUUUACACCUGUUCUGAACCCAGCUAUCUAUACGUUGCGAUAUCAAGACGUAAAAACAGCCAUGAGGAGGCUCAAAAAGAGGUUUCUAAAUUCCAAGAAGAUUGCUCCUUCUCAGGCUUUUCAGGCUUAUAGAUAUAUGUGCAUUCGUUUAACCUGA